Pipistrellus kuhlii (Kuhl's pipistrelle) is the source of this 869-nucleotide messenger RNA. It is a transcript of the gene MDK, whose product is annotated as midkine. Bases 162 to 599 code for a protein of 145 amino acids. The record is from RefSeq and is a predicted model, not a curated record. Gene Ontology annotation, molecular function: growth factor activity. NCBI's taxonomy places the organism in Eukaryota, Metazoa, Chordata, Mammalia, Chiroptera, Vespertilionidae. The transcript is spliced from 5 exons.
GGGAGGGGGCGGGCCCUUCCUCCGUGGUGGGGGGAGACGGGGGAGGGGGCGGGGGCCCAUGUGACCGGCUCAGACCGGUUCUGGAGACAAAAGGGGCCGCAGCGGCCGGAGCGGGACGGGCCAGCGCUGGAGGGAGCGCAGCGUCGCGGGCAGCGAGCGAGAUGCAGCACCGAGGCUUCCUCCUCCUCCUCGCCCUCCUCACCCUGCUGCUGGCGCUCACCUCGGCGGCGGCCAAAAAGAAAGACAAAGUGAAGAAGGGCGGCCCGGGCGGCGAGUGCGCCGAGUGGACCUGGGGGCCCUGCGUCCCGAGCAGCAAGGACUGCGGCGCGGGCUUCCGCGAAGGGACCUGCGGCGCCCAGACCCAGCGCCUGCGGUGCCGGGUGCCGUGCAACUGGAAGAAGGAGUUCGGAGCCGACUGCAAGUACAAGUUCGAGAGCUGGGGGGCGUGUGAUGGCAGCUCGGGCACCAAAGCCCGCCAGGGCACCCUGAAGAAGGCGCGGUACAAUGCCCAGUGCCAGGAGACCAUCCGCGUAACCAAGCCCUGCACCCCCAAGACCAAAGCCAAAGCCAAAGCCAAGAAAGGGAAGGGAAAGGACUAGAGGCCUGGCCCCCGUCCUCCCUCUCCCCCGGCCCCAGAGGAACCCACCAGUGCCUUUUGUGACUCUUCAGCUUUAUCAAUCAUGCCCUUUCCUCUCCCCCUCCCCCCAAGUGCCCAGAGUGGAAAGGGACAAGGGAUUCUGGCAUCUUGAGCCUCCUCCAAAGGGAGAGUUUGAUUCCCAUUCCCCUAUUUUCUUACCCACAAUGAUGCCAUUGCUAAAAAAAAAAACAAAAAAAAAAAACCUAAAAACAAAUAAAACUCAUUUUCUCCC